Messenger RNA from Caenorhabditis elegans, 3635 nucleotides. It is a transcript of the gene lin-66, whose product is annotated as GATA-type domain-containing protein. The transcript is spliced from 7 exons. The coding region runs from base 133 to 2007 and encodes 624 amino acids. NCBI's taxonomy places the organism in Eukaryota, Metazoa, Nematoda, Chromadorea, Rhabditida, Rhabditidae. The record is from RefSeq and is marked reviewed.
AGUAUUCCAGUAUUCUCGAGGCACCGAGGAUCCAUCACGUCAUCCAUCCCGAACGAUCGAUCGACGUGUUGUGUUGUCUGUGGUGUGUGAAUCGACGCGACGACGAACGGACUGAAGACAGCUUGAAACGGGAUGUCUUACGAAAUGAAUAGUCUCUUCUCGUCGAAUCAGCAACCACUCGGAGGGGGACCACCACCUCAACAACAAUCACAGCAGCAGCAACAGCCACCACAGUCGUUAUGGUCACUCCAACAGUUUUCGCAGAUGGGAGCCCCGGACAACUUUGGGAACCACGCGGUCCCAUUCAUGCCAACACUCGGAAUGCUGAAUCAGUACCAGAACCCACAUCCACUUCAGAUGGUCCCUCCACAGCCUCUCGUCACUCCAUCCCAAGUCCUUCCACCGUCUAUGGCUGAACAACAGAGAGCCGACACCAUCCAUGGAUUCGGAGUGUUGACUUGGUUGUCUGCCAAGGCUGGUCUGAUCACUUGCAAGGACAAGAUGAUCAUCUCGUUCCAGCUCAAGGACUUUUGUGAUCAGAUGCUCAAUGACUUGACUUCCGUGCUUCGUGUUGGUUUCACAUUGUCGUUCCACGCUGCACUCAAUGAGACAAGCGAGUACACCGCCACCAUUGUCUCACCAAUCUAUGGUCCCGAUGCUGAUGUUCUCUUUGCAAACUCCCAAGAAGUCGACCUAGAGGCGGCAAAUCCAACUCCACCAAACUCGAAGGAUGCCUACUCGCCGGCUCUCGAGCAGAAGGCGAUUCCAGCUCUCUUGGCAAUUUUCCAACGCCACGGAUUGCAGCAGAUUCAGCUGAGCAGCCUUCACUCUCAAAUGUCCAACUGUGGGGAUGAUGAGCUAUUCCGUUAUGUUGGCACAUCAUCGUUGAAGCGUCGUCAAUUCGUGGAGCGUCGUACUCAUCUCUUCCGUCUUCAAAAUGAUGACUCCAUCAUUCUUCAGUAUCCAGCAGUGUAUCAAGCUGUCUACCAAUUGGCAUCCUAUCUUCUCCGUCGUGGUGGAGCCACAUCAAUCCAGUCGCUGUUCGACUACUACGGUAGCCCAGACAUCAUGCCAGAAGUUCGUAGCCAUACUGGAGAAGGACGUCAGGACUUCCUCAACCUGCUGACUGCUCACAACUGGGUCUUUGCUCUGUUCCCCAACCGCACCUAUGUCUCUGUUCGUCGCAAUCUGCCAAACUAUGACUAUGUCGGAUUCAUCAAGCAGCACUUCCAAGAAAUGGAUAUUACUCGUUCCCAGCAGAUGGCUUACGGACAGCCACCACGUGGAAUUCAGAGAACCAUGUCGGCUCAGAUGGGCAGCUCGUUCGCCACUGGAAGACCACAGAAUUUGCUCAUGCAGCAUCAGCACGCCAUGACUCCAGCAGCGACCCGCUCGGGCUCCCUCUGGGACUCUCAAUCUUCCCUCUCUCAAAGCGGAAACAGUGGAGACCAAUGGAGCCCUCUCUUCUCCCCAAGCACCUGGUCGAACAACACCAACGCGAAUCCACGUCUCACUUCUCUUACUCCGUUGAGCUCGAUGAACGAGACGCUUCUCUCGGGAGUCAACUACAACUCGUUGCUCGCCAUGCCGCCAAGCGCCAAGAACGAGAGAAGCAUUGGUGUUCAGGCUGAUGACUUUUUGGAUCGUAUGUCUUACAAUCCAAUUGGACGUACCGGAUGCACUUGUCAGUGCCAGUGUGGAAGAGGUGGAGCUGCGAUCAUUGGAAACACUCGUGGAUCCUCUUCCAGAGCUUCUGGAGGAUCGGCAAGCCCACCAAGUGCUGACGGUGCCAGCCAGAUUGAUCGUUUCUCGCCAUCCAAUCAUGCCGGAUCAAUUGGAGACCGUACUCUUACCGCCGCGGCUCUCGGUGUCGGCCUAGUCGACCAACAGCCAGCAGCCCCAAACCACGAUGGUAGUGCUAACCAACCUCAGCGCUACUAUGACCCUUUCGGAACCGCCGACUUGCUCAACGGCACCCGUUUGAACUCACUCCGUAUUGGUAACUGAGUGAUUGUACAUACCAAAUUUCUUUGUCAUACUUCAUACCCCAUUUUUGAUGUUCUUUCGUUUUUUGCUUUUCACCGAGUCUAAACCACACACAUAUUCACACGCAGUAAUUCUAAGUCCCCACCCAACUCAUCAUCAAUCUCUGUUCUCAAAAAAUGUUUCUUUCCCUGUUUUUUUCCCUUGAAAAAGUCAUCCCAUUCACACUCCUCUUCCUCUUCCUCCCUCAUUCAAACAUGUAAUUUUAUAGCCGAACGGGUUAGUCAAAGACGCUUGUGCUAUAAUAUGAGAUACUUAUCAAAAUGUUUUUUUUCCGGCAAACCUGGAAACAAGUCGCGUAGAACUUUAUCGUUCGGGUUUCGUGUUUUCUGGUGAUUUAGUCAGUCUUUUUUUUAUUUACUGUUUCUGAAAACACAUUUUAAAUUUCAAAUUUCAAACCCCCAUUUCACUUACACGUUUUUGUCUUGCCUUCACUUUUUCUAAGUUCCCCAAAACAAUUUUUUUUGCAAAACCUACUCUCUGUGAUUCCAUUAUAGGCAAUUUGAUAGAUAGUGUUACUUACUAGUCAUUCUCUUUUUUUCUCUCUCUCACUCACUCAAAAAAAGCUGUGUUACAAGUGCAAAACUCCUCCACUCCAACUCUGGGAUCCCAAUUUAACAAAAAUUCUUGUAUUUUCAUUCAAAAUAAUUCGGUAAUUCUAUGUCUCUCGCUCUCUCCCUUAAAACAGUGAUUUUGGUGCAUUCAUUCAGGUAUUUUCACACUCUUUGAUCGAUUCACACCCACACCCACACACACCACUCCCAUUUCUGUCGCAACCCUGUUACGUGUAAAAAUUUGCAACCAUCCGAAUAUACAUCUAUUGUAAACCUGUAAAACCCUACCACAACCCCCCGUACCGUAGAAAUUUCAAAAUUAGUACUACUUUGGAAAGCGCGACCCGGGAAGCGUCGGCUGCAACACACAGAGCGUUGCUGAGGCUAUAGCUGUGAUGCGCGCAACUCGGAAAGUGUCGGCUGCAGCACACGGAGUGUGAGAGCAGUUUUCCAUAGUAGUUCUUCCCUUAAAACAUUUUAAAAAAGUAAAAAUCUUCCAAAAAAAAAUUAGUCAACUAAAUUAGUAGUUUGAUGAGCUCUGGUCUUCCUCCAUUCACCUCUCUCAUUCACACUCUCUCUCUCUCACCUUCUCUCUAUGUCUUUCCGUCUCUUGAACACUGUACGCGUCUCAAUUUCCAAUGAUCUGUUUCCCCCCAAAAAAUAUUUGUCGAGGCUAUUACCCCCUUUUUUAUUUUUAUUUUAAUGUUUCAAUAUAUCUUUAAAAUCCACCACCAUCCUUUGCAAUAUUAUCUUUAAAUAUCACCUUUUUCCAUACCAUGUUUGCCUUUUCAACUCCCCUUACUUUUUUACAAGUUGGCUCUCACUCGUUCAUUUCUCACCCCCUGUUUGGUACCUGUUUAAACGAAAGUGUCCUUUUCUCUCAACACAAACCACUGCAACUAAAAACCCCAACCCAUUCACUCGAGUUUUCCACGAUUGCACACGAUUUUUAAUUUGUGUAUCAUAAUGAUUUGAUUGUCGGAAUUCUUUUUUUUUCAAAUGUUUCUCAUUAUUUUAAUAAAACCCCACAAAAUCGGA